AUAUGCGGUUAUUCCAAACCAAAACACAUUACAUUUCCCAGAUAUUUAACGUUAAUAUCCAAGUCUACCACCUUGAUAAUAUAAAAGCAUGUUAUUUCUCUUCGCCUGACCAAUCAAAUCAAAAUCCAAUCCACCGUUCAAACAUGGUAAAUCCAAUAUUUUCUCUAUACUGGGUGUGGGCCAUCUUCUUCUUUGCAAGUGAGAGUGAUGGAUUUCGAGAUCGUGGCGCAGUACUGGGCCACCAUUCUCCGCCAGCGAUCUUUGUGUUUGGGGACUCACUUAGUGACACUGGAAAUCUCAUGGCAGCAUUUCCGUUCUUGGCAGAUGCAGAGAACUCACCAUACGGAUCGACCUUCUUCCAUGGCCCUUCUGGGAGAUAUUCCGACGGUCGAUUGAUUAUUGACUUCAUGGCUUCAAAAUGGGGAUUUCCUUUUGUGGAACCUUAUUUCGAGAAUAUUGUCCCAAACUACAGACGUGGCAUCAAUUUUGCAGUCUCAGGAGCAACGGCUAGAAAUGUCACGGAACCCAUACCUUUCUUCCUUCCUCUCCAAACGGAUCAGUUCGUCAGAUUCAAAAGAAGCGUUAAUGCGUCCUUGAAUUCCGAGCACAAAUCAGAUUGCUUAGUUUCACACGUUCCAGAAGUGAAGUCAUUCGAGGAUGGGUUAUACAUGAUAUUCAUUGGUGUUAAUGACAUCCUCAACAGUCUCUUCUUGAAUGCUUCAGCCCCACCCUUUGUAAUGGAGGAGAUCGUGCCACGUGUCAUCUCCUCAAUCUUCAAGGCCGUACAAGAUCUCUAUAAAGAAGGGGCCAAGAAUUUCAUAGUCUUCAACAUCCCAGCCAUUGGAUGCACCCCAAUGGUACUGACCCUAGGAUCAUCAGGACCCUUCAAUUCAACGGAUGGAUUGGGGUGUCUCAAAGACUACAAUCAGGUGGCAAGAUACUCGAACAAUGAGCUGGAGAAGGCACUUGCAAUCCUCACUCACCAGAUUGAACAUAUCAACAUCAUGGUCGCAGACAUCUAUGGCUUCAUGUUGAAAACCAUAGCCAACCCAGCCAGAUAUGGAUUUGAUGAUAGGGCGAAAUUCAAGGCCUGCUGUGGAUUUGGUGGUGACCCAUUUAAUUACAACCCUCUGGUUCCUUGUGGGGGAAACCCAGCUGCCAAAGCAUGCAGUCAACCAAGCAAGUAUACGAGCUGGGAUGGCUUACAUUUCACUGAUGCUUUUAACCAUCGGUUUGUAGAGGAAAUGAUGAAAUCCACACCGUUCCCUAAGUUCUACUAAGAAACUGUUGCCACUCGAAU
Messenger RNA from Magnolia sinica, 1300 nucleotides. RefSeq names its product GDSL esterase/lipase At1g09390-like. Bases 3 to 1280 code for a protein of 425 amino acids. Gene Ontology annotation, molecular function: lipase activity. Gene Ontology annotation, biological process: lipid metabolic process. Lineage: Eukaryota; Viridiplantae; Streptophyta; Magnoliopsida; Magnoliales; Magnoliaceae. The transcript is spliced from 5 exons. The record is from RefSeq and is a predicted model, not a curated record.